Molecule: messenger RNA, 624 nt
Organism: Saccharomyces mikatae IFO 1815
Lineage: Eukaryota; Fungi; Ascomycota; Saccharomycetes; Saccharomycetales; Saccharomycetaceae
Gene: FMP32
Product: Fmp32p
Exons: 1
Coding region: 1-624 (207 amino acids)
Cellular component (GO): mitochondrion
Source: RefSeq, a predicted model, not a curated record
AUGCUAAAGCGUAUUGUUGGAUUACCUACAAGACGCUACUUCCACAGAACUUCCUUUUUACUAGGUGGUGAUUUCGAAACUGUUCAUAUUCCCAAUACAAAUCAUUUCAAAGAUUUAUUAAUAGAAAAAGGUAAAUUUCAAAAGGAUCAGGCAACGACAAUAGUAGAGAUAAUGACAGAUGCUAUUAGAGGCGGGGUGAGUCAUGUUUCUCAGGAUCUGGCAAAGAGAGAGAAAUUAACGCAACUUAGCUACCAGCAACGUGUUGAUUUUGCGAAAUUGAGAGAUCAGCUCUUGAGUGCUGAUAGAAGCGAAUUUCAUAAUAUACAAAACGAAUAUGAAAGUGUGAAAAACGAUUUAGAGAAAUUAAGAAACAAACUAAGGGAAGAAAUAACUAAAACCAAUGCAGGUUUUAAAUUAGAUUUGUCCUUAGAGAAAGGCAGAAUUAGAGAAGAAAGUAGUCACCAUGAUUUGCAAAUAAAAGAGAUUGAUACCAAAAUUGAGCAAGAAGUGACUAACAUGAAGAUGCAGAUUGAUUCUGUAAAGACCCAGGUUAUGCAAUGGCUGAUAGGUGUUUGUACAGGUACGUUUGCGCUUGUACUAGCAUACAUGAGAUUAUUAACAUAG